AUGCCAGGCUCAACAUCCAACGGCAACGUCUCGCAAAGCGUAGACUGGCCAGCGCUCAAAGCCUGGAUCGCCCAAAAAGAAGCCUACGAAGCGCAGCACGGCCGCCCGGCUCCGUUAACAGAUGUAGAGGCCUCAGCAAUUGCAGUACUCCUACAGCCGGCCCCGCGUCCGGAGCCGGUCAUCGGCAAGGAGAACUGGAUUGGUGUACUGAACCACUUCCUCCAAGUCCGCGAAAAGAAGGUCACCUUCUCAGAUGAAGCCCGUCAGAUCCCCAGACUAGGAAAAGCACCAGAGCUGCGCUGGGCAUGCUUCGCCAAAUUCGACAGCACAGGGGACACGUUUCCCCGGGCCGGCAACGGCAUCGAUGAAGGUGCCUCCCUGAGCCCAGACUUCACCCGCAAGCAGGACGCGAAGCAGUUCGCCGCCAAAUGCGCCUGUGAAUGGCUCAUGGAGAACGGGCUAAUGCGCCGGAAUGGCGAUCUGCCUAUGAUACCGCCGCCGUUUCCCAGUCCUGCCGCCGAACGGGCGGCUACUUCUGCUGUUCCUCAGCUGGCGUCCGUUCCGACAAGGAAGCGGUCUCCUCCGAGCUCGCCUCCCACGUUAGUCACACACGACUUGAGCAGCAUAAAGCAGGAGACGUCGCCCACCGAGCCGGAAUCUUACAUAGCAUUCUCAGAGCCCAGUCCACGGCAGCCGCCGUCUUCCCCGAAGCAGAAACCAGCAAAAGCGCCGCGAAUGACGUCCCCUGCCAAGCCCUCCGCUUCAAACUCGAUGUCAACAACAGCAUCAUCCUCCGCCGCAACCUCCCCAGGAGGCGCAGGCGCAGCAACAUCCCCUUCAGACGUUCCCGCUACAAAGCGCGUGACGGACCUCUGUACCCGGCUCGGCUUUCCCGCGCCCGAUUAUCGCAUCGGAGAAGACGAUUCGGUCCCUGGCGGGAACAUAUGGAAGGGCACAGCAUACUUUGACAACAGCCCAGUUGUCCCCGAAGAUAUAGGGACUGUGAGAGGGAUCUAUACGAAAAAGGCUACAAAAGAAAAGAUGGCAGAGUUGAUUCUGGACUGGCUGCUAGCUCAGCAGAAGAAAAGGGGCCAGGAAAAGAAGGCCAUACUUGAAGCAUAG
This is a messenger RNA of Colletotrichum truncatum, 1122 nucleotides long. RefSeq lists its product as uncharacterized. The record is from RefSeq and is a predicted model, not a curated record. Lineage: Eukaryota; Fungi; Ascomycota; Sordariomycetes; Glomerellales; Glomerellaceae.